Aspergillus pseudonomiae is the source of this 261-nucleotide messenger RNA. RefSeq lists its product as uncharacterized. NCBI's taxonomy places the organism in Eukaryota, Fungi, Ascomycota, Eurotiomycetes, Eurotiales, Aspergillaceae. The coding region runs from base 33 to 218 and encodes 61 amino acids. The transcript has a single exon. The record is from RefSeq and is a predicted model, not a curated record.
GUCGCCUGUAAGCAAGCCUCGGGCACCUCGGUAUGGAGUAUAUACCCGAUGUCCUGUACAUCUGCGACUAUAGCAGCCUACAUACAGCUGUUUCGGUCUAUUUACAUCAGCCAGAACGUCUGCCUUUCGCCAUGGGAUACUUGAUGUGGUGCCUCGGCCUGGUACUAGGCCUGAGUCUCAAAAAUCUACCUUUCAUGUGGCAUGUAAGCUCCGAAUGAAAGUUCCUUCCUCCUCCCUUGAAUCGACACUAAACUUCUAGUU